Messenger RNA from Sipha flava (yellow sugarcane aphid), 2160 nucleotides. RefSeq lists its product as uncharacterized. Bases 721 to 2160 code for a protein of 479 amino acids. The record is from RefSeq and is a predicted model, not a curated record. Lineage: Eukaryota; Metazoa; Arthropoda; Insecta; Hemiptera; Aphididae. The transcript has 2 exons. Gene Ontology annotation, molecular function: nucleic acid binding.
ACAACGAGUUUUUUGGGAAUGACUGCGCAUUUUUUAAGUUUGGAUAAAGUUACUCUUGACAGUGUCACAAUUGGUGUUGGAGUUGUCUGCCAGCCAUACAGCUGAGAAUAUUACCAUUUGGUUUGAACAUAUUCUUGUUCAAUGUGGUAUUCAAAAAAGCCAGAUUUUCACCGUCGUCACCGAUAAUGGGGCAAAUAUAUUAUCUGCCGUAAAUAAAACUUUUACCCCCGAUAAACAUUUGCCAUGUUUUUCCCACACCCUCAAUUUGGUUUCUGAAAGGGCACUGGCAAAUCUUCCCGAUGUGCAUCAUGUAAUAAAUAAAAUUAAAAGUAUUGUAACAUUUUUCAAUCAAUCGGUAGCGGCUUCCGACGAACUUAGAAAAUUGUGUGAUUUCAAAUUAAAACAAUCGGUAUCAACACGUUGAAACUCAAUUUAUUUUAUGAUUGACAGAUUCCUCUUAUGUUCGAACCACAUAAACUCUAUUCCAAAUAAGAUCAGGCUACGGCGGCGACCAGAUGUCGUCGGGCGGCGGUCAGGCCCCACCUAUUUUACUCCCCACUACAUCAACCACCUGUUCGACUGUAGCUCUACCGACGGCGGCGGUGUGUAACGUGCUGCAAUAUAACGCGACGACGCUUACAUGCUUACCGGUGAAUUACGCGCCAGUCCGUUUAAAACGAUUUUUUUUGUGAUUAUAAUUUGUGUUUUACGUAUUAUAUAAUGGGAGAUAAUACAGAAAUAAUUACGGGUGAUAUCCCUGAACUCGAAGGUUGUAUGCCUCUGCAGCCUGAAGAGGUAACUACUAUUUCUCCAACAACGAAAAAUAAAACUGGAAAAUGUGUGUCCAGUAGUCAAAAAAUAAUGAUUGUUAAUAUUUACAAGGAUAUCAUUUCUAAAACACCAGGCAUAAAAUAUUUGGAUAUUAUUAACCGUAUUAGAGAGUUAACUGGUUUGGGACGAGACACCGUAAAGAAUACUAUCAGUCAGUACAAAACCACAAAAACAGUAUCUUCUCCCAACAGGAAAAGAGCAAAGGCUUCACUGUUUGACAAAAUUGAUGAUCUUGACCGCACAGGAUUACGUCGGACAAUCCAUUCUGUUUGGUUAAAGCGUGAACUACCAACCAUCGACCGAAUUUUAUUUGAUGUCAACGCGGAUCCGUCGCUUCCAAAUUUUAAAAGAACAUCUUUGUAUCGUGUCAUCAAAAAAUUGGAUUUUGUAUUUGCAAAAAGAACAAGAUGCAGUGUGCUGACCGAGAGGGAAGACCUUAUUGUUUGGCGUCGCAAGUAUUUAUACGACAUUCGAAAAUACAGACAAGAAGGUCGAACUAUAUAUUAUCUGGACGAGACUUGGUUGAACGCCGGCGAUUGUGUCGAUCGUGUUUGGAAGGACAAUACGGUUCUCUCCAAACAUGAUGCAUUUAACAAAGGCCUCACAACCGGUGCAAAAAACCCAUCCGGUAAAGGGAAGCGACUCAUUAUACUACAUAUUGGGUCGGAGAAUGGUUUUCUGCCAGGUGGCCUGCUGUGUUUCAUUUCCAAAAAAAAUACCGGAGAUUAUCAUGACGAGAUGAAUGGGGAUAACUUCAAACAGUGGUUCGAGAACAUUCUCCCUUUACUUGACCCAAAUUCCAUUAUCGUCAUGGACAACGCGCCGUACCAUUUGGUAGAAUUGGAAAAAUAUCCAAAUACCAGUUGGAAAAAAGCAGCUAUAUUUGAGUGGCUCAGUUCCAAGUAUGUCGAUCGCGAACGACCGUUGUCAUCGUUAUUGAAAUCCGAACUUCUGGCGAUAUCAAACAAAAUGCGACCUGAUUCUAAAUCGUAUGUAAUCGACAACUUGGCCAAGGAUAACGGACAUACCGUACUCCGAUUACCACCGUACCAUUGCGAAUUCAAUCCCAUUGAAUUGGCAUGGGCGAUGGUAAAAGGAUACGUGAAGCAGAACAACACCACUUUCCAAAUCGACGAUGUUCGCCAACUAGUAAAUACAGCGAUUGAAAGGGUUACUCCUCAAAAUUGGAAAAAUUUUAUAAAACACGUCAUUGAAGAAGAGUGCAAAAUAUGGAAAGUGGACGAUAUCAUGGACGAUAUGAUAGAUUCUUUGGAACCUUGUAUUAUGACGUUAACAGGAGAAACAACCUCAUCAAAUUCUUCGGAGUAA